This is a messenger RNA of Belonocnema kinseyi, 2241 nucleotides long. RefSeq names its product acetylcholinesterase-like. Gene Ontology annotation, cellular component: plasma membrane. Gene Ontology annotation, molecular function: acetylcholinesterase activity. Bases 250 to 2241 code for a protein of 663 amino acids. Gene Ontology annotation, biological process: acetylcholine catabolic process; choline metabolic process. NCBI's taxonomy places the organism in Eukaryota, Metazoa, Arthropoda, Insecta, Hymenoptera, Cynipidae. The transcript is spliced from 9 exons. The record is from RefSeq and is a predicted model, not a curated record.
UGAUGAUACAGCACGAGUGAUCGAAGUUCUCCUUUUUUCACCUCACGUUUUACGAACGUCAUUGGCCAACAUAAAAACGAGCGAUGAACCGCGAAUCGGGAAUGUAGACGAAAAGGCAAAAAAACGGAUCGGCCCUCGCAGGAUCGAAGGAAGGUCCUUUCCUCCACCUUCUUCAUCACUUCGUCGUUACCUCAUCCUUGACAACCGACUUCACAUCCAGUGCUUCGACUUGGAAACUGUGAGGACACGAUGCCUAAUAAUGAAAAAAGAUGGGUGGUGAAGGUGGAGACAAGAGUAUUGGCGGUGAUGUUCCUGACGAUCCUUGGCCUUGACCUUGGAAGGUGUUCGCCACCUCACAGAAGUAGACACCACGCGGAUCUGUCGCACGAGGAGCUGAAGAACAUGAGAUCGAUAGAGGUCAACGAGGAGUUACCGCGGGCCGAGCCGCUUGGCUCAAACCCGGAGGACGAUCCUCUGGUCGUCAAAAUACUAAAUGGUCGGGUGAGGGGUAAGACCUUGACUGCUACCACCGGCAAGAAGGUCGACGCUUGGUUCGGCAUCCCUUAUGCACAGAAACCCAUUGGUUCUUUGAGGUUUCGACAUCCAAGACCUGCAGAACCCUGGCAAGGGGUUCUCAACGCGACUUCACUGCCCAAUAGUUGCGUUCAAAUCCUCGACACCGUUUUCGGUGACUUCGCUGGGGCUACCAUGUGGAAUCCCAACACACCACUUAGCGAGGACUGCCUUUAUGUAAAUGUAGUUGUUCCACGACCCAGGCCUACGAAUGCCGCCGUCAUGGUAUGGAUAUUCGGUGGUGGUUUCUACUCCGGGUCGGCUACCCUGGACGUCUACGAUCACAGAACCCUCGUAUCUGAGGAAAAUGUGAUUCUAGUUUCAAUGCAGUACCGAGUCGCUAGUCUCGGUUUUCUUUACUUCGGGACCUACGACGUGCCGGGUAAUGCCGGCCUGUUCGAUCAAAUGAUGGCACUUCAGUGGGUGCAUGACAAUAUCGAGUUUUUUGGAGGGAACCCUAACAACGUGACCCUCUUUGGUGAGAGUGCCGGUGCAGUUUCCGUGUCGAUGCACUUGCUCUCACCUUUGUCCAGAAAUCUCUUCAGUCAAGCAAUAAUGCAGUCAGGAUCACCAACCGCUCCCUGGGCGAUAAUUUCCCGGGAGGAGUCGAUAAUCCGAGGUAUCCGAUUAGCGGAAGCUGUCGACUGUCCGCACGAUCGAAAUAACCUUGACGAAGUUCUGCAGUGUCUCCUCACAAAAGAUCCAAUAGAUUUGGUCAAUAGUGAAUGGGGCACUUUGGGCAUCUGUGAAUUUCCCUUUGUUCCCAUAAUCGACGGUACCUUCCUCGAUGAGACGCCUUCGCGUUCCAUGAUCACCGAAUCCUUCAAAAAAGCAAAUAUCCUCAUGGGUUCGAACACCGAGGAAGGAUUCUACUUCAUCAUCUACUAUCUGACUGAACUUUUCCGCAUCGACGGAACCGAGGAUGUCAAAGUUUCCAGGGACGAGUUCAUCAAAGCCGUCACGGAAUUAAAUCCCUAUGUGAAUUCGAUAGCCCGAACCGCCAUCAUCUACGAGUACACGAAUUGGGUCAAUCCUGAUGAUCCUAACGAGAACCGCAACUCUUUAGACAAGAUUGUUGGGGAUUAUCAAUUCACGUGUAAUGUCAACGAGUUCGCUGGAAAAUACGCCGAAACGGGGAACACUGUUUAUAUGUAUUAUUACAAGCACAGAUCAGCGAAUAACCCCUGGCCGAGAUGGACGGGCGUUAUGCACGCCGAUGAAAUUAGCUAUAUAUUCGGCGAGCCACUCGAUCCCUCCAAAGGAUAUACCCCCGAAGAAAAGGUCUUGUCGCAGCGGAUGAUGAAGUAUUGGGCAAACUUUGCGAAAACAGGGAAUCCAAAUAUGGGAGACAACGGUUCGUGGACGGAAGUUAAAUGGCCCCAGCAUUCUCCCGUCACGAAAGAUUAUUUAACACUGGACACUAACAACACAGAAGUUGGACAUGGUCCCAGAGCAAAACAGUGUGCUUUCUGGAAACAGUACAUUCCUCACUUGCUGUCCACUACUGCAAAACUGGAUUCGAAAGAGACCUGCAGCGGUUCGAGUUCUCAGAUGAGGCGUGAAACGAGUGGGACACAUUUCCUUUUAAUUUUGAAUCUCGCUUUUGUUUUCCUAUUCGGUACGAUGAUUCCAAUCACACCGAUCCUGAAAACAAGAGGUUUCGUCUAG